Molecule: messenger RNA, 2317 nt
Organism: Mangifera indica (mango)
Lineage: Eukaryota; Viridiplantae; Streptophyta; Magnoliopsida; Sapindales; Anacardiaceae
Product: probable E3 ubiquitin-protein ligase ARI8
Exons: 15
Coding region: 99-1916 (605 amino acids)
Biological process (GO): protein polyubiquitination; positive regulation of proteasomal ubiquitin-dependent protein catabolic process; ubiquitin-dependent protein catabolic process
Cellular component (GO): ubiquitin ligase complex; cytoplasm
Molecular function (GO): ubiquitin protein ligase activity; ubiquitin conjugating enzyme binding; zinc ion binding
Source: RefSeq, a predicted model, not a curated record
UCAUUUCCUUCUCACGUCAUUCAACCAGGUCGUCCCUCUCUUUGUUCAAUUCCUCGUCUUCUAGGGUUUCAAUUCAUCUCCAAAUUGUUCGUUAAAUUAUGGAAUCGGAGGACGAUUUCGAUAUGCAAGACGCUAAUGAAUCGGCCGAGGAUGACGAUUUCUAUAGCGGCGGCGAUGACAACGCGGCCGGCCCUGCCCAGGCCUACGACAGUGACAACGAUGCUGAGGUCGCCGAUUACGAAUUCAUCGAUAACGACUCUGAUGAUUCCGAUGAUAUUCUCUCUCAUCGUUACCAGCUAAAUUAUACCAUUUUAAGUAAGGCGGAUAUUCGACAACAUCAAGAGGAGGAUAUAACAAGGGUAUCCACUGUGCUUUCUAUUCCAAAAGUUUCAGUGAGUGUCCUGCUCCGCUUUUAUAAUUGGAGUGUCAGCAAAGUUUAUGAUGAAUGGUUUGCAGAUGAAGAAAAGGUUCGCAAGUCUGUUGGCUUAUUGGAGAAACCAGUUGUUGAAUUUCCUAAUGCCAAAGAACUGAAUUGUGGGAUAUGUUUUGAAACCUAUCCAUGUGAUAGGUUGCAUGCUGCUGCUUGUGGUCAUCCUUUUUGUAAUGCAUGCUGGGCAGGGUAUAUCAGCACAUCCAUUAAUGAUGGUCCUGGCUGUUUGACGUUGCGAUGUCCUGACCCAUCUUGUGGUGCUGCCAUUGGUCAAGAUAUGAUUAACCUAUUUGUUUCUGAUGAGGACAAAGAGAAGUAUUCUCGCUAUUUUGUUCGAUCUUAUGUUGAAGACAACAGAAAGAUCAAAUGGUGUCCUGCCCCAGGUUGUGAUUUUGCUGUGGAUUUUGUUGUUGGUAGUGGAAAUUAUGAUGUUACUUGCCGUUGUUCAUAUAGCUUCUGCUGGAAUUGUACUGAGGAAGCCCACCGUCCUGUAGACUGUGGCACUGUAGCCAAGUGGUUAUUGAAGAACAGCGCCGAGUCAGAAAAUAUGAAUUGGAUAUUGGCUAAUUCCAAGCCUUGUCCAAGGUGCAAGCGACCAAUUGAGAAAAACCAGGGCUGUAUGCAUAUGACAUGUACACCCCCAUGCAAAUUUGAAUUUUGCUGGCUUUGCCUUUGUGCUUGGUCAGAUCAUGGUGAGCGGACAGGUGGUUUCUAUGCAUGCAAUCGUUAUGAGACAGCAAAACAGGAAGGAGUGUAUGAUGAAUCUGAAAAGCGAAGAGAGAUGGCAAAGAACUCUUUGGAGAGAUAUACACACUACUACGAACGAUGGGCAACCAAUCAAUUGUCUAGGCAAAAAGCAUUAGCAGACCUUCAGCAAAUGCAGACUGUGUGUCUUGAGAAGCUGAGCGACAUACAGUGCCAACCUGAAUCUCAGCUAAAGUUCGUCACGGAGGCAUGGCUACAGAUAGUUGAAUGUAGGCGGGUUCUAAAAUGGACUUAUGCUUAUGGAUUUUAUUUACCUGAGCAUGAGCAUGCUAAAAGACAGUUCUUCGAGUAUUUGCAAGGUGAGGCCGAAUCUGGAUUGGAACGACUUCAUCAAUGUGCAGAGAAGGAGCUACAAGUUUACCUCGAUGCAGAGGGGCCAUCGAAAGAUUUCAAUGAAUUCCGAACAAAACUUGCUGGGUUGACAAGUGUGACUCGAAACUACUUUGAGAAUUUAGUCCGAGCAUUAGAAAAUGGUCUUUCAGAUGUAGAUACACAUGCUGCCUGCAGCAGGCAAGGAAGCUCAAAGAACGUGGGAGGAAGCAAUAGGGGAAGAAGUGGGAAAUCCAAGGGUUCUACCUCCAAAUCAAGUGGGUCCAACAAAAGCAUUGACGUUGCAGGCCACUGGUCCUGUGGCCUUUGCAGCUACUAUAAUGUUGAUUCCGCCACUGUUUGUGCAAUGUGCCGGAGCUCUCAGAAAACCACAUCGUAUUGUUAUGAUUAACCCACCUGGAAUCAGAGACAUCACCUUCACCUCCACAGCCUUCUAGCUUCCAUGACAAAUGCCAUCAGGGCAUAUCCCGAGGUAAGAACACUGCUAAUAUCUCCUUUAAUUUUCUCUUAAUCGAGAAAUCUGAUAAAAGCAAAAUGGAAAAUAACAUACGGUGGGAAAGGGAAAUGAAAACAUGUUCAGUGCCAUGUUGUUUUCUUGGGAUAUUAUGUGUAUAUGUAAGCAGAGUCGACCAAAGAUGUAUCAUUUGGGUGUCUCUCAUUUAUUGAAGUUACUAGAUAGAUUUGUAUCACGCUUGAAGCUUCAACUGGAUCUGUAAAAUGGUAACUUUAUUGGGGACAAUGCAGCUUAUUGCCCCCUGCCAGAAUGAAAUAAAACUAUCACAUCAUUUGCUA